Messenger RNA from Dermatophagoides farinae (American house dust mite), 625 nucleotides. RefSeq names its product DNA-directed RNA polymerase I subunit RPA43. The record is from RefSeq and is a predicted model, not a curated record. NCBI's taxonomy places the organism in Eukaryota, Metazoa, Arthropoda, Arachnida, Sarcoptiformes, Pyroglyphidae.
AUAAGAAUUAUUUUUUUUUUUUUUUUUGGAUGAAAACAAGAAUUUAAAAAAAAAAAAAAUAUUCAAAACAAAAUGACAUCGGAAAUUAUCGAUGGUGAUUCAUUGACAAAAAUCAUAACAAAAGAAUUGGAUAUCGGUCUUUAUCCACAAUUUAUGGGCCGUGAAGAAUCUUGUGUAAAUAAAUUGUUAAAACAGCGAAAAUUCAAAUAUAAUCCCGAUCUAAAUGGUAUACUAAUACGGUUUGAUGAUCUGGAAUUUUUAACCGAUACCGGACGAAUAAUCGAUGAUAGUCCAUUGAUAUUCUGGAAAAUUAGAGGGAAAUUUCAUAUAUUCAAUGUACAACCGAAUCAAAUAUUGAAAAGUUUUAUCAACAGAAUCGGCAAAGAAUAUAUUGGCUGUUCAUUUGCAGGCUGUAUUGAUGUAACAAUAAAAUUUGAAUGUCAAACAUUCGAUCAUGAACAGAUUGAUGAUAUUUGUUCCAGUCUAAAUAUUAGUGAUUCGAUUACUUUCAAAGUGAAACGUUUCAUACCGACACAACGUUAUAUUGAAGGUAUUAUUGAUGAUGAAAUAUUUCGAAUCAUUCUCAAUGACAAUAAUGAUAAUAAAAAUAGAAUAAAAAGAUGAA